Messenger RNA from Hepatospora eriocheir, 1281 nucleotides. The record is from the annotation of a GenBank genome assembly. Lineage: Eukaryota; Fungi; Microsporidia; Hepatosporidae.
AUGAACAACUAUGAUUAUAUAAUUCUGGGAACAGGACCAGUUGAAACAAUAUUAAGCUGUAUAUUAGCAAAGAGAGGGAAAAAAGUUUUAGUUGUAGAUAGCAAUAAGAAUUAUGGUAGUGAAUUUGCUACAUAUGACUUACACCAACUUGAAGAUAAGUUAAAAAAGGGUUAUUUUAUAAAAUCAGUUACUAGAGAUAAAGAUAAAUUUAAUGAGUUAUUAACAACUAAGUCACACCAGUGGAAUAUAGAUAUGUGUCCUAAACUUUUGUUAUUAGAAUCAAACUUAAAAGAUUUACUUUUAGAGUAUGAAAUCGAUUCAUUAGUUGAAUUUUCACCAAUUGUGGCUUCUUAUAUAUUCAGUGAUCAGUUACAUCCAAUACCACGCAGUGAGAUAACUUCAAUAAAAAGUAACCUAAUUGGAUUUUUAGAGAAAGGUAGACUUAUUAGAUUUUUUUAUAAUAUAAGAUCAAUGACAGGUAAAUUAAGAGAUAAAACAAGUCAUAGAACUAUGAGAGAUGAAUUUGAAAAGUAUAAUUUAAGUACAAUUACAAGAAAUUUUAUAGGUCAUGCUAUAGCAAUGAAUACAAAUGAUGAUUAUUUAGAUCAACCGGCUUAUUAUACUUAUAAAAAAAUAAUUUCUUAUAUAAAAUCGGUAACUUCGUAUGAUUCAUCAGAAAGUCCAUUUGUAUAUCCAAAUUAUGGAUUAUGUGAUAUUUGUGAGGGUUUUGUUAGAAAAGCUAGUUUAAGUGGGGCUGUGUUUAUGUUAAAUAGUCAGUGUGAUAUAAAUGAAGGUAUUGUUAAGAUAAUUGAUGGAGAAAAUAAUACUUAUGAUGCCACUUAUAAAAAACUAAUAUUAAAUCCAAAUCAAUUAAAUAGAGAAAUUGAAACAAACAAUCAAAUUUACAUAGUUAUUUGUAUUUGCUUAAAAAAUUAUUUAUUCACCGGUUCUAGAAACAUUACUUUUUUAAGAAAUGAAGUAACUGAAAACGACAUAUUUUGUAUAAUACUUGAUCAGGUAACAAAAUCUUGUCCUGAUGGCUAUGAGAUAGUGAUACUAUCAACAAAAUCAUCUAAACCACAAGAUAUUAUUAUAAAUCAUUUUGAAAAUCAUAUUUUUAACAAAAUGAAAGUGAUAAAAGCUUAUUUUAAAGUGACAAAAACCUUUGUCGACGUGGAUACACAUAAAGAUGUUAUACUUACAAAAGGAUUAGAUGAAUCUCCUUUGAUGGAUACUAUUUACGAUGAAGUAAUACGUAUAAUAAAACUAAUAGAUCAAUAA